AUGAAAUCCUUCCUUGGUUGCGUCCUUGCUGCGACGUUGGUGGGCGCUCAGGUCGAAUUCAACUGUGAUCCUUGCAUUGAACGCAGUGGAACGUCCAUUCAGGCGAUUGUCCAUGGUGCCUCCGACGACACCUUUUGGAUGCAGGUCCAAGCCGCCAUGAAGCAGUCCGCCAGCGACAUGAAUGUGGAGUUUAGUCUGAGCUUUGCCGAGGGCGGUAAUGCGGAUUCUCUCUACGACAAUAUGGCAUCCCAGAUUACACAGGCAGCGGGUAAUGCCCAAGCCUUGAUUGUCAGCAUUCCCGAGGGCAGUGACAAGGUGAAACAGGCCGUGGAAACUGUCAUUUCGGGAGGUACACCCGUGUUUGGAUUGGAGAGUGGGUAUCAGGUGGCCAAGUCAGCUGGAUUGUCGUCCUUUAUUGGUAUGGACGAUGAAUUGGCGGGCAAGACUGCCGCGGAGAAUUUCAAGGCGGCGGCUCCCACGCAGGCUCUCUUUCUCCAUCUGACAGAUGCUGCCAACGCCCAAAAGUAUUCGAACCGUGUCAAAGGAUUGCAAGAUGGAUUUGCGGCGCUCAAUUUGACGACAUCUGUGGAAAGUACGGCAAUUGAGUCUCCCGGCGAUGUGUCGGCUUCGGGAAUUUUUGAUAACUGUCCUUAUCAGGCUGUUUUGAUUGGGACCGAGUCGGAUGAACUCAUGGAAAAUACGUGGGCACUCUUGGAUCAACAGGGAUGCCAGGAUACCCUUCUUGCUACCUUUGGCAGCAGUGUGGCGGUCCAUAAAGCAGUUAGUUCUGGAAAACUUGCCUUUGCCAUGUCGCAGCAGUCCUACUUGCAAGGAGCUCUUAGUGUCGUCCACGCUGCCUUGUACGUGACGACGGGCAAGCAUCUGGCGCCCUCCUCCGAGUCUCCAUGGGGGAUGCUCUUGAGUGGGCCCGAAGUUUUCACUGCCGACAAUGUCUUGACGGAUACCUUCCAGAUUUGCGAGGCCGAGGGCUUUCCCGUGUGCCCCAAUGACAAGGCAUUGGAUGGAGUUACCACAUCUGAGUGCAAAUGUACCGACCGCCCCACGAUGAAGAUAGCCGGUGUCUUGCACGCGGUCACCACAGAUUCCUUUUGGGACAUUGUGUAUACGGCUGCCAAUCAGGCUGCUGAUGAUUUUGGAGUUUUAUUGGAGCUCGACAGAAUGGAACCAGACACGGCCGAUGUGUUGCACACGCGAAUGGCAAACCAAAUUGAACGACUCUGUCAAGAAGGUGUGGACGGAAUCUUUGUGACGAUUCCAUCUGAAACUGUUUUGGAUGCCAUCAAGGGAUGCCAGCAACUCAACGUGCCGGUCGUUUCCAUCAAUGCUGGGCCAGAUUUUAGCCGCGACUUGGGACUCCAGCACCAUUUGGGUAUGGUGGAGUUCAACGCUGGAUACUUGGCUGGACAGCGAAUGGCGGAAACAGGACAGCUUACCAGCGCUUUAUGCUGCGACCAUGCACCGGGAAAUGUUGUGCUGAUUGAUCGAUGUGGCGGCUUUGAAAAGGCAAUGAAGGAAGCCAAUAUACCUUACUUGGGUGCAGUCACUGUGCCCGACGACAAUGCAGAGCUAUUUGUCAACAAUGUGGAGACAUUUGUUCGAACCGAAAACAAUGAUGACUAUUCCGGUUUGGGCGUCAUGCUCGCGGGAGGGCCACAACACGGUCCUGGAAUCAUGCUCAAGGAAAAGCAUCCGGAAAUUCUCGCUGGUGCCUUCGACACAUCUGAUGCAUUUUACAAAGGACUGGAUGACGGAAAACUCAUGUUUGGAAUGGACCAAGGGCCAUACCUUCAAGGUUACCUGCCCAUUCCUCUGUUGGCCUGGCAAGCCCAGACGAUGCAGAACACUGUGAAUCAUCUGAUUGAAACUGGUCCCGACUUUGUUCUCGAAUCACCAUCCCAAGCCAAGCAAACUUGUGAACUCGGCCACUUCAAGACUUGCGAAUGGGAAGCCGUGAGCACUACAUCUGGUCCUGAUGUUGCCGACUCAACCCCCACUACCGGUACCAGUGACAGCGGAGGCGACACCAGUUCAAGCGGAAGCAACAACAAUACGCCUUCGGACGAGGAUGCUUCUGCUUCGAUUCCAGCGAGCGGAUCGAGCAAUGCUGAAAGUGAGGGCGGAUCUGACAACAAGGCGGCCAUCGUUUCCUUGUCUAUUGUGGCAGUUGUAUGCAUUCUGUCCAUUGGAUUCUUGGCAUAUCGAAUGCACCUCUUGAAGAAGUACGUGCACCGCCUGGAAGAAGACGGACGAGCCCCACCACAAAUGUCCACGGGAGACUACAUCUCAAGUGCCUACAUGCCUCCAGAGCAGAUCGUAAACAGAAAGGGUGGCGGCGGAGCCAAUGAAGUCAAGGAUGAAACUGUUACGGCCGAACACAUCUAA
This is a messenger RNA of Seminavis robusta, 2403 nucleotides long. The record is from the annotation of a GenBank genome assembly. Lineage: Eukaryota; Bacillariophyta; Bacillariophyceae; Naviculales; Naviculaceae.